GGAAAAGAUGGCGGAGUCCGAAGAAACAAAAGCGGGUCCUUGCACUUUUCUUUUCAAAAAAUCUACAAGGAAAUUCUCCGGACGAAAGAGAAAAGCAAGCGACAGCGACAACGAUGGCAACAGUGAGGAGGAUCAGAGCUCUGUGGUCAGAAAAGGAAAGAAGGGUGCUCGAGUCAACCCCAUGAUUCAGAGGACAAAGAAGGCGGAGAGAGAAUCAUCUUCCAGUGAAGGUGAAGAUGACAAAGAGGAGAAGAAGGUCACUAUUGCCUACAAGUCCACACGGUCAGCAAAACCAGAGGGACCCGAUGACAGGGGUGCAACUGCUACAUAUGAGCUGGACACCGAGAGAGACAAUGACGCUCAGGCCAUCUUUGAGAGGAGUCAGAAAGUCCAAGAGGAACUGGAAGGUAAAGAAGAUGAUAAAAUCUACCGUGGCAUCAACAACUACCAAAAAUUCAUCAAGCCUAAAGAUACAACCAUGGGCAAUGCCUCCUCUGGCAUGGUCAGAAAAGGUCCAAUCCGAGCCCCUGAACACCUGAGAGCCACGGUCAGGUGGGACUACCAGCCGGACAUCUGCAAAGACUACAAGGAGACUGGUUUCUGUGGUUUUGGAGACAGCUGCAAGUUCCUCCACGACAGAUCCGACUACAAACAUGGCUGGCAGAUUGAGCGGGAACUGGAAGAGGGCAGAUAUGGAGCCAAUGAUGAGGAGAACUACGAGGUGAGCAGCGGCGAUGAGGAAUUGCCCUUCAAGUGCUUCAUCUGCAGGGAUUCCUUCAAGAAUCCCAUCAUCACAAAGUGUAAGCACUACUUCUGCGAGGUUUGUGCUCUUCAGCAUUACCGCAAGUCCAAGCGCUGCUAUGUGUGCAACACUCAGACCAACGGUGUCUUCAACCCUGCGAAGGAGUUGAUGGUCAAGAUGGAGAAACGCAACGCCGCAGCAGAAGAAGAGCCCCCAUCAGAUGAGGAAGAUUAGCAGCAUCGGGACCCUUAUGUGUUUGUCUGUGUACAUUUUGAAUAAAAUUACUUAUUUUAAGACAA
Messenger RNA from Pseudoliparis swirei, 1041 nucleotides. It is a transcript of the gene rnf113a, whose product is annotated as ring finger protein 113A. Gene Ontology annotation, molecular function: metal ion binding. The record is from RefSeq and is a predicted model, not a curated record. NCBI's taxonomy places the organism in Eukaryota, Metazoa, Chordata, Actinopteri, Perciformes, Liparidae. The coding region runs from base 8 to 976 and encodes 322 amino acids. Gene Ontology annotation, cellular component: U2-type spliceosomal complex. The transcript has 10 exons. Gene Ontology annotation, biological process: snoRNA splicing.